Molecule: messenger RNA, 586 nt
Organism: Candidula unifasciata
Lineage: Eukaryota; Metazoa; Mollusca; Gastropoda; Stylommatophora; Geomitridae
Source: the annotation of a GenBank genome assembly
UCAUUGUUGGGUUUGUUAUCAAUGCGUACUGUCUGCUUCAUUCGGGGGGGGGGGGGGGGUGGAAAUGUGGAGACUUUUACGCGUUAGAUCACAGCGAUGUGGGCCACAUCGUUAGCCCCAACUACCCGGAGGGUUAUCCCGAGAACAGCUUCUGCAUCUGGCUGAUCGAGGCCCCACAGAACCACAGCCUGCACCUGAUUGUCAACUUCGAGGGCGAGAGAUACAAAAAUGUCUGCUCCGAUUACAUCGAGAUUCGCCACGGAAGCCAAAGAUCCGCCCUGGAGGGUGUUUACUGUGACAAGGUGACUAACCUGCAGAUGACCUCACAGUCGCGUUGGUUUUGGAUCAAGUUCAAGUCUGACCGCCUCAACACCACAGGCAGGCCUUUGCUGAUCCAGUUCUCGGCCAUUUACAAUUCGACGAGAGGCUUGAACGAGACCGUUCCUUACGCAAGCUGCCGGUCCUACGAGUUUGCCUGCAGGAACAUGGAAUGUCACAGCAUGUCCUACCGGUGUGACGGGCAGAACGACUGCGGCUGCCUCAAGGACUGUGACGAGUCCAUGUGCCAGGGACUGCCCAUCUGUGA